AUGGCUCGCAUCAAAACUACAGCCAAGAGAAAAAUCUCAUCUUUUGAUCCAGAAACAGACUCAAAAAACUAUUCAAGUUUUGAAUCUGCUGGCCAUGGAAUAAAAAACAAGUAUGUCUCUCCUCCUAGGGCACCUCCUCAACCACUUUCUCAAAAAACCAAAAAACCCUCAUCUUCAAAACCCACUGCCUCAACUAGAAGGUCUUCAAGAGUUCAGUCUAGAGUUAUCUCUUCUAGCAAAAAGGUUCUUCAGGACUCUACUGUUUAUGUGGUUGAUUCAGACGAUUCCAAAGGAAAUACCUCAGCUAAAUCGAUCCCUAAAUCAUCUUCCAAACCUUCCACUCCAAAAAGGUCAAAAACUAAAUCAACUGAACAGGGUAAACUUACUCCAAAGAAAUUUCGUUCAUCCAAACCAAACUUUUCUGCUCCUCUUUUUGACUCCACAGAUUCAGAGACAAAUUAUACCUCAAAGUGGUUCAAUAAAUCUGUGGUUCAUGGCAAGCACAUUGACCUAAUUAACUUGAAAAAUGGUGGCUUUAACGUUGAAGAAGUGUUUGAUAAGUUAGGAUGGACCUCCUUUUUUAGAGUAAAUGAACCACAAUACCCACGGCUGGUAAAGGAAUUCUAUGCUGCAUGCAAUGGCUGUAAAGGAAGCCCUGGUUUCAGUUUUGUAUUUAAAGGAGUACACUUGGAAGUAAAUCCCACUACAUUAUGCAAAAUCCUUGACCUACAAGAUGUUGGAGCCCACUGUUUUGCUGAAACUUGGUAUAUGCAAUAUAUGAUCACUCGAACUUCCGUUCUUCAAAAUAUCAUGAUAAAUCCUCGUAAACCUCUCGUAGCUUCAAACCUUCCUCCUAUGUGUCGGAUUUUUCACAACAUUUGUGUUCACUCGAUAGUGCCUCGAGCUGGGAGCUUUGAAAAGGUAACCGAACUUGAUAUUCUGAUUAUUCAUCAUCUGUUGACUGGAACACCCCUUCAUUUGGGCAAAAUCAUAUUUAGCUACAUGUUGAAUGCUGCCAUUGUGGGUCGAUCAGCUCCCUAUGGGAUGAUCUUGACCAAAGUCUUUAAGUUCUUUAAGGUACCUCUUGAUGAUGAAGAAAGUAUUCAGUGCAAUAACUUCUUUUCUAUGAAAAAUAUCAAACAAAUGCGCAUUGAUCUGCCUGAAAAAACCCUCACCUCAAGGAAGAAGAAAACUGCCUCAAAGAAAUAG
Molecule: messenger RNA, 1209 nt
Organism: Cicer arietinum (chickpea)
Lineage: Eukaryota; Viridiplantae; Streptophyta; Magnoliopsida; Fabales; Fabaceae
Source: RefSeq, a predicted model, not a curated record